Molecule: messenger RNA, 1323 nt
Organism: Colletotrichum siamense
Lineage: Eukaryota; Fungi; Ascomycota; Sordariomycetes; Glomerellales; Glomerellaceae
Gene: patO-0
Product: FAD-linked oxidoreductase patO
Exons: 5
Coding region: 1-1323 (440 amino acids)
Molecular function (GO): FAD binding
Source: RefSeq, a predicted model, not a curated record
AUGUUGUCUACAGCGAAAGUUGUCGUGGCAAGUCUUGCUCUAGCCGGCGGCACUCUGGCUAAUGCGUGCAAGUGUACUCCUACGGAUACUUGCUGGCCGUCAUUGUCAGAAUGGGAAUCUUUCAAUCAGACCAUCUCCGGCAAACUCAUUCGCACCGUUCCGCUCGCCUCCGUCUGCUACAAGUCCGAGCCGAACUACAACGAAGACUCCUGCAAUACCGUUCUUUCCAACUGGACAACCUGGGCGCUCCACUCCUCGGAUCCAGCGAGUGUGCCCUCCUCGCCUUCUCUGAAAGGUUGCGAGCCGAUCUAUCCCAACGGAACCAGCAUCAACGGGGAUCCUGAUGCCGGUAGCAAGGGCUGUUCUUUGGGUGCUCUGUCUCUUUACGUUGUCAAUGCAAGCGACUCUGGUGACAUUCAGAGGACACUUGCAUUCGCAAAAGAUCGUAACCUCAGGCUGGCUAUCAAGAACACGGGGCACAAUGGCUCUGGCAGGAACCUAGGAGUCGGAAACUUGUCGAUUUGGACGCACAACAUGAAGCAGACCCAAUUUCAUAAGCAAUUCAAGUCUCCCUCCUGCCCCGCGAACUCUACGUGGAAAGGUAGCCAAAUGGCUAUAACUAUUGGAGCCGGCGUCCAAGACGGCGAGCUUUACGAUUUUGCACAGAAGAACAACGUGGUGGCUGUGGGCGGCUCGAACAUGGACGUUGGUGUUGUCGGAUGGGCUACCGGAGGAGGACAUGGCCAUCUGACUGGAGAGUACGGCAUGGGCGCAGACAGCAUUCUCGAAGCCUCAGUCGUCAUCCCCAAUGGUGAUUUGGUCACAGUCAACGCGUGCCAGAAUGAGGACAUCUACUGGGCGAUUCGUGGAGGCGGAGGUGGCACCUUCGGCGUCAUCGUCAACAUGACAGUCAAGGCAUACCCUGUGCCAGAUAUGAUCCUGCUUGGCCUCAAUGUGUCCGCUAACAAUGGUACAUCAACUAAGAGUUGGUGGAAGUUCGUGGCAAAGCUGCAUACUCUGCUCCCUGCACUUCAAGACCGAGGAAUCAAGGGUUACUACACCAUCGGAGGCCCCCCUUCGAGCGCGACAGUUGGCAUGGCCGGCUCACUCUUUGCUUGGAAUAUGUCAAACAACACUGUUGCAAAAGCAGUCGCUCCCAUUCGAGAACUCAUCUCGAAUGCGAGCGGUGUUGUGAGCGGCUCUGUUCAGGUCGUCCCGAUCUCAUCCUUCUACGGCCUUCUUACCGACAUCAAGAUUCCCGAUCACGCUGGGGGGUCUGGGAUUUCUGCCGCAAGACUCAUCAGUCGGAAGGUUGUCACCUAA